AUGACCUGGGCGAGAAAUUCCCAGAAAAACAAUAUAAAUGGCGAUUCAAAACAGCGCGUUGUUUCUGCGGAAGUGGCACCAAGGGCGAGCACCGAGCCCAAGCUCAAGCUCCAGCUCCCCUCCACUUUGUCCUCGUCUUCUCGGGGCUGGGGUCCUAGCUCCCGCCGUGGAAGGUGGUGGGGUGAUGUCUGCAGGAUUGACACUUGGCGGGGUGUGUCAGGCCCCCAACUCGCCAUGAAUCAGCUGCUUCUGGAUCUGGGCGAGGAGCCGGCCGGGUUCCGCACCAUUGGCCAAGGGCAGAAGGCAUCCGGGUUCACUGCUAGGCUUGCCGGGCCUGUCAUUCAUACCCCUUGCCGGCUAACUGACGACGUCCUUGUUUCGAUAUUCGUCUGGCUCCUCCGGGACAGCAUUGUCAUUACCAACGCCGUUGGUGCAGCUAAUGAUCGGGCUAUCAGUGGACUGGUCGACCAGACAAGCGAAUCGAGAGAAAAGGCUGGUCGUUCUAAGCCGGUUGCACGGGGACACCGGCACUGGUUGCGAUAG
This is a messenger RNA of Colletotrichum lupini, 543 nucleotides long. RefSeq lists its product as uncharacterized. The transcript has 3 exons. The record is from RefSeq and is a predicted model, not a curated record. The coding region runs from base 1 to 543 and encodes 180 amino acids. Lineage: Eukaryota; Fungi; Ascomycota; Sordariomycetes; Glomerellales; Glomerellaceae.